AUGAAAUGGCCCAACAAUCAUUACCCGCUACCCCCUUGGCUCAUGUUCGAUCCCCCUUACUACGAACCCAAGACGCAGGAAGAAGCUCCGCUUGAUCUUUCCGUGAAAUCGGAGCAGCCAAAGGUGGAAAAGGAGCCGGGUGGAUACAGUUGCGCUACUUGCGGCCAGACUUUCGCCCUUCACGAUAGACUCGCUAAGCACAUCGCUUCCCGACACGCGGACAAAACUCCGGAAUCGGCGCGCGCUUAUGAGUGCGAGAUCUGCCGGCGGCGAUUCGCUCGCUCCGAUAUGCUGACGCGGCACGCCCGCCUGCACACCGGCAUCAAGCCAUACUCGUGCUCAGCGUGCGGGCAGGUGUUCUCGCGCUCUGAUCACUUAGCGACGCACCAGCGCACACACACCGGCGAGAAGCCGUACCGUUGCCCAGUCUGCCCGUACGCCGCUUGCCGGCGCGACAUGAUCACCCGCCACAUGCGGACACACUCGCGCCCGCACUGUCGCUCUCAGCCACGUCCUCAGCCCGCUGAAAUCUGAAAGCGCUUUCAACACCCUGCCAAGGGCAACACUCAACUAUACAAAUAGAGACCAAUCGUUCAUCGAUUCUACAGUGUUUGUUAUACAAAGUUAGAUGACGACGGACCGCGGAGAGGACACGG
This is a messenger RNA of Papilio machaon (common yellow swallowtail), 656 nucleotides long. Its product is annotated as zinc finger protein 26. The record is from RefSeq and is a predicted model, not a curated record. NCBI's taxonomy places the organism in Eukaryota, Metazoa, Arthropoda, Insecta, Lepidoptera, Papilionidae. Gene Ontology annotation, molecular function: RNA polymerase II cis-regulatory region sequence-specific DNA binding; DNA-binding transcription factor activity. The transcript is spliced from 3 exons. Gene Ontology annotation, biological process: regulation of transcription by RNA polymerase II. Bases 1 to 534 code for a protein of 177 amino acids.